Molecule: messenger RNA, 576 nt
Organism: Chrysoperla carnea
Lineage: Eukaryota; Metazoa; Arthropoda; Insecta; Neuroptera; Chrysopidae
Product: metallothionein-1
Exons: 3
Coding region: 142-309 (55 amino acids)
Source: RefSeq, a predicted model, not a curated record
AAUAGUGAAAUCAAAAGAAAGGUCAGGGUGGGAUCUGAUCGAUAUAAUAAAUAGACAAGACACUAGCUCAAUUUCAAAUAGUUCUCAAAGUUGAGUUGAGUGUUAAGACCAUUUAAAUUUAUAAUAAAUUUUUAACUAAAAAUGCCGUCUCCAGGUUGCGAUGGUUGCAAAGAAACUUGUGCUGAAAGCGCAAACUGUGGGGAUGAUUGUAAAUGUGGGGAGAAGUGUACUUGUGGAUCAUCGGAGGAAAAUGCUGAUUCAUGCGAUUCAUGUCCUUCUAAGAAAAAACAAGAGGAAUCUACUGAUUAGAAUGCAUCCUACUAAAUAAAAUACUACAUCCUAUGUUAUCAGUGCGGAAGAUGGCAGCAUAAUUAUGUUACUAAUAUUAUUAGUUUACUAAUUCUUUUAAUUUUUUGUUUUCUCAAGACUGGAAAAUGGGACCUUUAUUGAUUUUAUAUUGGUAGAUGUUGUGUGAUAUUUUUUAAGAAUAUGUUGUUUUUGUAAAGAUGAUGAUAUGUUUAUUAAGAUAUGACUGUUUUGUUGAAAAAAAUGAAUAAAUAUUUCUUUUAAAAAGCA